Acanthosepion pharaonis is the source of this 1191-nucleotide messenger RNA. NCBI's taxonomy places the organism in Eukaryota, Metazoa, Mollusca, Cephalopoda, Sepiida, Sepiidae. The record is from the annotation of a GenBank genome assembly.
UUGUAUUUUCUUUUAUUAUUUCUCUUUACAUUUCAUUCUCUCCUUUUCUUCUUUUUCUAUUCGCUUCUUUUUUUCUUUUCAUACACUUCCCUUUUUCCCAUUCACUUUUCUUCUUGUAUGUUUUUGUUUUCCUUUUUUCUUUCAUUCUCUCUCCUGUUAUCUUCCUUUUCCUUUCCUUAUAUUCUUCUUUCUUUUUUCUUUCAUUCUCCAUCCAUUUAUCUGCUCAUCCAUUUCUUUUAUUCUUUCUCUUUCUUUUUUCUUUCAUUCGCCCUCCUUUCAAAUUCCUCUUCCAUUACUUUUAUUCUACUAUAUGUCUUUUUUCAUUCUCCCUCCUUUUACAUUCUUCAUCCUUUCCUUUUAUCCUUCAUCUUUCUUUUUUCUUCAUUCUCCUUCCUUUUAUCUUUCUUUUCCUUUCCUUUUGUUCUUCCUUUUUCUUUCAUUCUCCUUCUUUUUCCUUUCCUUUUAUUUUUCUUCUUUCUUUCAAUCUUCUUCCUUUUAUCUUCCUUUUCCUUCCCUUGUAUUCUUUCUUUAUUUUUCUUUCAUUCUCCUUCCUUUUAUCUUCCUUUUCCUUUCCUUUUUUCUUUCUUUUUUCUUUUAUUCUCCUUCCUUUUUAUCUUUCUUUUAUUUUCCUUUUAUUUUUCUUCUUUCUUUUUUCUUUCAUUCUUUUUCCUUUUAUCUUUCUUUUCCUUCCCUUGUAUUCUUCCUUAUUUUUCUUUCAUUCUCCUUCCUUUUAUCUUCCUUUUUCUUCCCUUUUGUUCUUCUUCCUUUUAUUUUUUUUCUUUUUUUCUUUCAUUCUCCUUCCUUUUCCUUUCCUUUUAUUUUUUUUCUUUUUUUCUUUCAUUCUCCUUCCUUUUUGUUUCCUUUUAUUCUUCUCUAUUUUUCCUUCUUCUUCGUUUUUCUUUCUGUUGCUUUCCGUUCUUCUUCUUUCUUUCAUUCUCCUUCCUUUUAUCUUCUUUUUCUUUUCUUUUUAUUCUUCUUCUUUCUUUUUUUUCUUUCUUUUUUUUUUCCUUAAUUUUUUUUAUCAUUUUCUUCUUUUCCUUUAUCGUUUCCAUCAGCUUUCUUCUUGUUCUUUCUUUUCCGUUUCAUUCAGAUAUCAUUUUUUUUUAUUUUUCCAUUUAUUCCAUUCUCUUUUUCAUUUUUUUUUUUCCUUUCUUUAUUUCGACCCCUUCCUCCAACGUUCUUUUCUCUUAA